AUGGCUGACCCUCCUGUUGACUUUACUGAACAACUGUCAAUAAAAAAAAAAAAAGUUUCUCUGUUCUGUUUUGGUUUAUCAUUUUUUGUGCUGCUAUUCUGCUUAGUUUCAGGCUCUGCAUCAGCAGUCAUUGAGAAGAGGGUUCUAGGGAGCAAGUCCUACAAAAACAAGAGGAGCUGCCAUGUCCAGAUAACAUCUGUUCAGGGCGGGAAGUCCUGUGGAGGCGCUCUGCUCAACCCCCGCUGGGUCGUCACAGCCUCUCACUGUGCAGAGCAGGAAGUCAAAUUAAAGUUUGGCUUAAACAUCAAGUGGUACAUGACCCUGAAACUCAUUGGAAAAAAACUAGAGCAAACAAUUCCUGUUAAGCAGCAGUUAACUUUUAAAGAUGAGGAGGAAAAAGCCCAAGAUAUUAUGCUCAUAAAACCACAUGAGGAUGUCUCUCCUGAACUACUCACAAUCAGCUAUGACAAAAAAGACUGCAGUAGGCCAGAGGAGGAUGCAAAUGUGGAGAUUGGGGGAUGGAAGCAGAGAAAGCAGGUGAGAUGUGCCACCACACAAGAGAAUGAUAAGCCUGGCAGCAUUUACAACAGUGAUGAGGCUACAGUUAUGUGUGCCUUCAAAUCUGGAGUGGAGUCCUGCUUUGGCAAAGCAGGUUCAGCUGUGGAGUACAACUGAAAACUCCUUGGAAUUAUUGUUAGCCAGCCUGUGGAUAAGUGUGCACAGCAUGUUGUAAUGCACCAUGAAGGAGCACUCAUAAGACAUAGAGGCUGGUGUCUGUCUCCAGCAGUCACUGGGUGA
This is a messenger RNA of Xiphophorus hellerii (green swordtail), 798 nucleotides long. Its product is annotated as snake venom serine proteinase 11-like. The record is from RefSeq and is a predicted model, not a curated record. Gene Ontology annotation, molecular function: serine-type endopeptidase activity. Gene Ontology annotation, biological process: proteolysis. Lineage: Eukaryota; Metazoa; Chordata; Actinopteri; Cyprinodontiformes; Poeciliidae.